This is a messenger RNA of Dujonia railenensis, 879 nucleotides long. The record is from the annotation of a GenBank genome assembly. NCBI's taxonomy places the organism in Eukaryota, Fungi, Ascomycota, Pichiomycetes, Serinales, Debaryomycetaceae.
AUGUCUAGAUUAUCAAUUCGUUCUUUUUCAUCUUCUCCAAUAGCAUCCAAAGUAGGGUAUUCUACUGUGCAGCCUGUACAUCAUUUGAUUCCAAUCAAGAAGCAAACCCUUGGUAAGAGAUUCCCUGAAUUGAACAUACCCAAGGAUGAUAUUCGUUCUCCUCAAUAUAAGCCUAAAGAUGUCUAUCAAGAUAGAGUUAAUGAGUACUACCAGAAUGUGUUAAAGUCGGACUUAUUACUCCAUUACUAUGAGCACGAUCUGGAAGCUGUCACUGGUAAUAAGGCUAGAUCCUGGGGAGAAUUCUCUCCAUAUGCCGUAUAUCGUAGAGAUCGUAAGCCAAAGGGAUUAAGUAGAGCCACCAGAGAUAUCAAACCUGUUACUCCUCGUAAUAUUCCCGAGUUGACUGGAAUUAGUAUCAAUUUAUAUAAUAAGGCUGCUUUAGAAGAAAGUUGGAUUAAUAUCUCUGCAAGAUUACAACUAGCUCAGAUAACAAAUGUCAAACCUAAAGUGGUGUACAAUAAGAGUAACGUCUUACCUUGGAAAGUCAGACAAGGUAAGGAGUGUGGUUGUAAAGUUGAGUUGGAAGGAAGAGAUAUGACUAGAUUUCUUUCCACUUUAGUUGAAUUGGUUUUACCUAGAAUUAGAACUUUCAAGGGUAUCAAGGACUCACUGGGAGACAAAAGUGGUAAUAUUACCUUCGGACUCUCACCAGAAGAGAUCAAGUUUUUCCCUGAGAUUGAAAACUUCCAAGAAUUGUUUCCUAAUUUAUUUGGGUUCCAUCUCACUUUCAAGACCAAUGCUGGUACCGACGAAAGAGCCAGAACAUUGUUAACUUCGUUGGGCUUACCAUUUUAUAAAGAAGUCAAGAAUGUGCAGUAG